UCCGUCUCCUACCAACAGCCGCCACCACCGCACCGCUCCUCCUCCAUUUCCAAACUCCAUCAGCGCCACCAAUCAUGUCCGGGCGCGGCAAGGGCGGGAAGGGGCUGGGCAAGGGCGGCGCGAAGCGUCACCGGAAGGUGCUGCGGGACAACAUCCAGGGCAUCACCAAGCCGGCGAUCCGGCGGCUGGCGCGGCGGGGCGGCGUGAAGCGCAUCUCGGGGCUCAUCUACGAGGAGACCCGCGGCGUGCUCAAGAUCUUCCUCGAGAACGUCAUCCGUGACGCCGUCACCUACACCGAGCACGCCCGCCGCAAGACCGUCACCGCCAUGGACGUCGUCUACGCGCUCAAGCGACAGGGCCGCACCCUCUACGGAUUCGGCGGCUGAUCUGCUGCUGCUGCUGCUGUUCGGUUCAGUCUCUGCUCUAUGGCUUUCUUCUGAGUGCGUGCGUUGUUGUUCCAUUGAUCUGUGUAGUUACUGGCGAUUGAAUAUGAAUGGAAUGGAAUUAGCGUUCUAAUGGUUUUA
This is a messenger RNA of Aegilops tauschii subsp. strangulata, 524 nucleotides long. Its product is annotated as histone H4. Gene Ontology annotation, cellular component: nucleosome. Lineage: Eukaryota; Viridiplantae; Streptophyta; Magnoliopsida; Poales; Poaceae. Gene Ontology annotation, molecular function: protein heterodimerization activity; DNA binding; structural constituent of chromatin. The record is from RefSeq and is a predicted model, not a curated record.